This is a messenger RNA of Quercus lobata, 1217 nucleotides long. RefSeq names its product mitotic apparatus protein p62-like. The record is from RefSeq and is a predicted model, not a curated record. Gene Ontology annotation, molecular function: protein binding. Bases 24 to 962 code for a protein of 312 amino acids. Lineage: Eukaryota; Viridiplantae; Streptophyta; Magnoliopsida; Fagales; Fagaceae. The transcript is spliced from 2 exons.
AGGCUUGAAGCAGUUGGGAAGCUAUGGAGGUUGAAGGAGAAGACGGUUCCAAAAUUGUGUUACAAAAUGUGGGGGACAAGGUUGUGUUUGGACGAGGCUUUGGUUUUAACACGAGAGACAAGACAGUGUCACGUCGCCACGUUGUGUUUGAACUAGCGAAAUGUGGUAAGAGCCAAACGGGGUCCAAGUACUUCAAGGUUUCGUUUGAGGUUGUUGGGAAGAAUCCCAUGUGGGUGAGGGAACAUGGGAGUGGGGAAAUCCGGGCUUUCAGGAAGGGUGAGAAGGGUGGCGUGGCUGAAGGCGAUUGGCUCUGCUUUUUGUCUGGGAAUAGACCUGUUUGGUUUGCUGUGAGGGAAAGUGAGUUUGGGGAGAGAGCAGAGAAGAGGGUUUUGGAGAGAGAGAUUGGUUUGGGUGAGAGUUUGGGAAGUGGGUUUGAGUUUGAUGAUGGGGUUGAUGUUGAGGCGUUGGAUAUUGACCCUGUUAAAGAGUUUGGUUUUCUUGUGAUGGGGCAUGAGUUUGAUCACUAUCCCAAGCAAAUGCUCCGUGAUAUAAGAAAUUGGGACUGGUUUCUUGAGGAACCUAAAAGAGAUAGUGAUGAUGAUGAGUAUCUUGAGAAGAGCGGAAAGAGAGGAGUGAUGAAAAGGAGAAGGAAAGCUGCAGGCAAUGAUGAUGAUGAUGACUUUACAGGUGAGAGUGAUGAUGACAAGGAGCUUGUCGCAAAACUAAGAAAGGUUGACAGACCUAAAUAUUCUACUAGAUCAAAAGACCGUGACAAGCCUCACAAGGAGGCCAAAGGUAGUAAGAACUCUUUGCAAAAGAAAACUAGUUGUGCAAAUGAAGAUGAUGAUGAUGAUGAAACACUUGGAGGCUUUAUUGUUGAUGAUGUGGAACAAGAAGAAGAAACUGAUGAAGAUGAAGAAGAGUUUGUUGAAGAUGACGAGGAGGAAGAAGUAGAUGAUUGACGCCAUAUCAAGGAGCAGAUACAUAAUUUUGUAAAUGAUGCUCAAGAUGAGCAGUUUUGUAUGUGUAAUUUCUUAUACAUGUUUUUUGUGUUACGUUUUGUACCAUAUGUUUCUAUAAUCUCUCUGUAGCUUGUUUGGAUAGAAUUUCCUUGUGUUGUAAAAUUUGGAAUUUUCUCUUCAGAUUUUAGACAUUGGAAAUUGAGAGUAGCUAACAUUGUGUUUUACUGAAGCAAUCUUUCAGUUACUUGUAGUUCA